Molecule: messenger RNA, 315 nt
Organism: Knipowitschia caucasica
Lineage: Eukaryota; Metazoa; Chordata; Actinopteri; Gobiiformes; Gobiidae
Source: the annotation of a GenBank genome assembly
AUGAUGAAUGAAUCCCUCUGGACGAGCAGCACCGCGGGGCCCUACCUGCCUGGGGCUCUACCUGAGAACAUCGGAGACUACAUUCGAGUCUUUCCCUCAGAGCUGGGGUUAGAGCGGGGUCUGUCGGGGGUCAUCAGGGGCGGGUCAGGGACUGGGGUCGAGCUCGGGCCAGGGCCAGGCCUCUGCACCGUCCUGUCGGCAGCACGGCAUGAUGGGAAAUGUGAUCAGGGUCAGGAGAGCGAGCUGUCGACGCCGCCGGGGUCAUGUGUGUGUCCUCGGCCUUGUUUUUUCUGCAGCAGCGCCACAAAUGUGUAA